AUGGCAGUUGUAUUCGGGCUACGCUACAGUCUGGGCUCUAUUCCUAUUUUUCGGCAUGCCUCCAAAUUACGCACUGCCUGGAUUCGAUGGGGCAAGUUCUCGGCCCCCUUCAGCAAACGAUGUCCGGCAUCCUCUGGCUUACAGUUUCCACCAUUCCUCGUCAUGAAUGCAUUCCUUGGGCGCAAGAAGUACGACUCGUUUCUUGGACGGGAGGGCCUCCACCUGCGAGCCUGGCUACCGUCAAACUGGAAAGCUUUCAUCGCCGCCAUCGAGUAUCACUACAGCAUCCCGGAGUCUGUCAAGCGGUCCGGUGAUCCGUGGCUGAUUGGCGUUCUUGAAGGACUCGUUGAGGCCUAUUGUGGCGAGAGAGGUUUUAUGGGAACUCACAGAUACAAGGUCUACGGCAUUCACAAAAUUGCGAGCAAGACGGGCCGGACGGAGACGAACGGCUUGUCUGGAGCCCCUGACUCGAAUGCUAAGCCUAUCGACGUCGAACCACACGAAAUGCGCGGCACCUUCGAGGAGUGCCGCUACAGGUCUCGAAUCCUCGGUCGCUCCUUUGUCGACGCAGACCCCAAUCGGUCCAUUGCCAUGGUCACCCUCAACCUCCAUGACACCUCCUUCACCUGGGGGGAGUGCGCCAAAGUUGCAGCCGCUCUGGGCCUUGCUGAGUAUCUCGACUACCCCGUCACCUUAACCACGCCUUGGCAGAGGUUUGCUCGACAACUGGGAUACGUGCGCCAUGGUUCUGUCCCCCAGCUCACUGUGAAGGACCUUGCUCUUGAGGUCCAUGAUAUGCUCCGAGCAUCGUCCAAUACAGUCCUCCAGGUCUUGGCUACCACCGAGUGGCCUGUUCGCCGUACGCUUGGUGAUCUUCUGCAAGCUGCCGUCCUUGACACGGACCAGCACAUUUGGGACCUGGCGUUCGAUCUCACAGGCGCCUUCUCCUGGCUCUCCGAUUUGAUACCUGUCGAGGUGCCAAGAACCUACUCCAUCUCGAAUUACCCUAAGGAGCUUCUCCCUUCAGCCAUCGAUUUGACUGUGUCUUGGGCCGAGUACAAGCUGUGCUCGACAUUUGCUGGCAACAACGACGAGAUGCUCGAAACGGGCGAGCACAUCCUCAUCGGCGUCUCCAGACCUCUGAACUUCCAGCUUCCUAUCGACAGGGCCGUCACGUGCGCUUACUUUGCUGGUGGUAGCGGCAUUGCCCCCUUCCGGAGCUUCUGGCAGGCUCGUCUAUCCUCUCACACCAACACCGGUGGCCGGGAUAUCCUUUAUCUCGGGGUUCAGAGCCGAGACAAGUUCUGUUACGAGCAAGAAUUGCGCAAAUAUGUGGGUACAGGGCCUAUGGAAGUCUAUAUUACCUUCUCCCGUGACAGUCGCGGUCUUGCCUACGACCGUGGAUCGCGCGACCUCAUCGAGAAAAAAAUGCCGCCUCGAUACAUCGACGCCCUGAUUAUGGAGCAGACCGCGACUGUCUCAGAGCUCGUCAUGUCGAGGAAACAAGGUGGACUGGGCGGCUAUUUCUACGUCUGCGGCUCUGCCGCCGCGAUCUACAACCAUUGCAGUUCGAGCAUGGAAGCCGCCGACAUUAUACUCAACAAGGCGUUUGCGGAACGACGGUUCAUGCUCGACGUCUUCAUGACGCCGAAGUCUCUGCCUUGCAAUCUACCGACGAUUCCUCUUUCGCAGCUCGCUCGUGAAACUGGGCGCCGUCCUGGUGGCCGCAUGUGGAUAGCUGUCCACGGCAGUGUGUACGACGUAACCGACGUCGCUCCAAUGCACCCGGACGGCACCAUCAUCAUCCAGUCCAACGCUGGUGUCGACUGCUCUACGACGUUCGAUAACCUCGCCCACACCAACAACCCAGAAUUGACACCCAAGCCUGACUUCUACGGUAAUCCGGAGUUGGCGGAUCUGUACAACCUUUGGGCGGCAUAUCUCCGCACAUCCACCGAGACACUCGUGGCCCACAGGUUUGAGAUGUACGAGAUCGCGGGUGCAAGCGAUGUCGGCACCAGCCAGGAGUAUCUCCGAGGCGCCGAGAAUGUAUGGCGCAGAGAAAAUAUGUUGAACAUCGGCCUGGGUGUCCGGAUGUUCUAUGAUUACCAGUCCCGUCUACUGCAAGGGGGCUUCUCGGCCCUUUUCGGCGCGAAGUUGCAAGAGCUCAUUCUCAAGCUCUCCUUUCCCCUUGCCAAUGCUGUGGCGUCCGGAACAGAUACGCGGUUGCCUGAUGUGCUGGGCAUCAUUGCUCGAGCCAAGACAUCACCAGAUGCCGUCGCCACAUCGCAGGAGGUGGCGCUCAUCGGCCAGUUUGUUUGCGAGAGCAGCAUCAGCUAUGCGCCAAACAGCGUGAAACUUGACAUUGAGCUGCUGGAAGAUAUUCGUGAGGAGGCAUGCCAUGGAAUGGAUGCUUUGGGUAGCAUUGCCGCCAUGGCAGACACAGACGACAAUCAUAGGCUUACCGUCGCCGCAACGAUUCUGAUGCAGACGCUCGAAAGAAUAGCAAGGCGACUCGAGGUCUUCUAUUCUAAAGUCUCUCGCCUCCAAAUCCGAGAUGGAACCUUCUUCGUCCUCACCCAGAAGGCGGUCCUUGGGGCCACACCGGCAUAUGUUCCUGCAGCUAACCACAACAACGGCGUCGACUUUGACAAUGUCAUGGAUCAUGUCCAAGCUAGCAUUCGUGGCUCGCCAAAGGUUAGCCUGGCGCCACAAACGCUCAAUGCGAUGCACCUCGCCAGGACGAGCUUACCACCCGCCGAAACAAGCGCCAUGGCCACACACGAGAACAACACCGCCAGGCGCGCCAUAUCCACCUUCAUCGACGCCAACAUGCGCUCCAUCCGGAGGCUCAGCAAGAUGCCGCCCAUGCCGCUGACUUUCGAGCAGCUGCAGCGGCAGUUUGAAAGCAGCAACCGGAUUGGACGCCCGCCGACACCACCGUCCAAGCAUCGGUGGCAUCGGCAUGGGCAUGGGCAAAGGUAUCCACUCUCCGCCGACCCCGCCCCUGGACCCGGCUGCGGCGAUGACGGCUAUGAUGGGAAAGUUGAAUGUCAGGUCGAGGGGAAACUUGGCGCCGCUCCAUUUCCCCGCGGUGUCCCGCAGCUCCAGUGUGAGGUUGCUGCCGCAUGGUACUGA
This is a messenger RNA of Parathielavia appendiculata, 3138 nucleotides long. RefSeq lists its product as uncharacterized. The transcript is spliced from 12 exons. Gene Ontology annotation, molecular function: [methionine synthase] reductase (NADPH) activity; metal ion binding; flavin adenine dinucleotide binding. The coding region runs from base 1 to 3138 and encodes 1045 amino acids. The record is from RefSeq and is a predicted model, not a curated record. Gene Ontology annotation, cellular component: cytosol. Lineage: Eukaryota; Fungi; Ascomycota; Sordariomycetes; Sordariales; Chaetomiaceae. Gene Ontology annotation, biological process: homocysteine metabolic process.